AAUACGAGCACGACCGGGAUAAGAGGCUUCGUGCGACUUUUCAAGACUGUUCAAAAGUGCAUGUACGUGCUUGCUACGUAUUAUAUUACGCGUAUACGUCUAUUCGCUAGUGUGUGAAUAGUAGCAGCAUCCGGUGAAUUAGCGCUUUGUGUUUUAGUAAGGUUUGAGAACUUAGUUUACAAUCUCGACCUCCGUAUUCUUGAUGGCGAGUAUUUAUUGUCACAAUAUUAAUAAAAAAACUUGCCUUUUGAUACAAACAUAGUGAAGCUUGUGACUAUACAACGAAUGCGGACUUUGAGAUUUUGUGUUGACGGACACGGAUAUCUUACUGGAGGAUUCAGUUUGGGCUAAGCGGAGUCGGCUUGAAGAUCUGUAGCUGAAUGUAACUGGAUCUGUGCCUAUGAUAUCUUGCAUUUUCAAAUUCUAUUACAAAUAAGAAAAGUAAAAAAAGAUAAAAAAGAGAAAAGAAGAGAAUUGUAAAGAAGAGAAAGUGCAUCAUAAGUGCUGAAGAGACAGGAUAUUGAGGAAAUUGAAGGCUAAGGAGGCUACACAUUAGACGUAUGGACGUGGAGCGAAGCAGUUGGAAAUUCAUAUACCUGGACAGAGCUGGAUGUGUUGAUCUAGUGGAGCUUAUGAACACACGACGAGUGCGGGCCUUGGGAUUUUGUGUCGACGGAUACGGCUGUCUUACCGGAGGAUUCAGUUUGGGCUAAGCAGAUUCGGCUUGAAGACCUGUAGCUGAACAUGACUGGAUCUAAGUCUAUGAUAUUUUGAUCUAGUGAAGAUCGCGAUCGCACGAAUACGGGCCUCGGGAUGCUGUGUCGACGGACGCGAUUGCUGUAUUUUUUAUUGCAGAUCUGCAGCGGAAUGUGACUGGAUUUGAAUAUACGAUAUUUUGAUAAAGCGUCCGCCAAUAGGCUAGCUGCUAUGGGAAUGCGUCUGAUUGGCUACCGCGUCGCGACCUCCUGCGGCGCGGCAAGCGCUCCCGCGUAACAGCACGCGCAUCUUCCAUCUUUUUGCUCCGAGCCGCCACCAUUGACGCAUCGAUCGAAGCAUCCCUUCGCAUUUUACGCGCCUUUUGUCUGCCGAAACUGAGUCUCGUGCGGAAACAAAUGUCAGGAGUGUCUAGGAUAGCGAUGUGCGAUCACGUAGACAUAUCAUCUAGUGGAGCUUGUGAACACACGACGAGUGCGGGCCUUGAGAUUUUGUGUCAACGGACACGGGUUACCGGAGGAUUCAGCUUGGGUUAAGCAGAGUCGGCUCGAAGCUGAACGUGACUAGAUUUGAGUCUAUGAUGUCUUGCGCGAGCAAGUGGAUUUCAUCGACACGGUGCUCGCUUCCCUCGACUCCCGACCGCGACGUCUAUCUUCUUACUCUCUGGCUGACCUGUCGAUCUUUCGGAGCUUCCGAUGCUUUGCCUGACAUGAUCCAGCGAAGUUUGCGGCCACAACGAUGAGUGUGUGUUUCGGGAAGCGGUAUCGACGGACGCGUAUGGCGUACCGGAGGAUCCGGUUCGGGCCCCGCAGAGUCAGUUCGAAGAUUCGCAAAGGAACGUGACUGACUCUGUCUACAACAUUUUGGUCUCGUUCUAAACCCGGAGGAAGGAGCAGGAAGGUUCCGACCAGAGAGAGGGAAUAGCGACGGGGAGGAAAAGGGGCGCAGCUUUCUCAGCAGCGGCAACGGCAGCAGGGCGGACCUAACCACAUUCAGAGUCUGAAUAGCGACACAGGUGCGUACCCAGAAACGUCCCAAGGAGGGAUGUUCGAAGUGUCCGAGCAGUAGCGACCACCGCACGUGGCACGCUGCGACGGUGGUGUUAAGUGCGCAGUGAUCACGGGUGACCGAGGGAAGACGGGAGAGAAGGUGGUCAAUAUGACUCCGCUCUUCCUCGUCCUGUUGCUGGCGAUUGACCCGAUUAUCGCACAGGAUAGCGGAAACAUCAGCGACUCGCAAUACAUCACGUACAUGACAAAUCCGCCGACGAUCCUGGUGAGGCCACAGUCGCAGCAGGUGAAGGCAGGCGGAAUUGCGAGCUUCUACUGCACUGCGGAAGGCGCGCCACCGCCCCAGAUACACUGGCGGAAGAACGGCAAGAAAAUUUCACAAUCCCAAUCCCGGUACGUGGUGCACCCGUAUGAAAAUGGUGCUUUACUACGGAUCGAACCUGUCAAGGUGCAACGCGACAAUACCAACUACGAGUGCCUAGCUGAGAACGGAGUCGGCGACGCGGUUUCGGCCGAGGCCACACUCACCGCUUACGAAGUGGAGCAUCUACCGACCGGUUUCCCGAUGAUCACUCAAGCGCCCACGACGAAGGUGGUCGAGAAGGGUCACAACGCGGUCCUUCUCUGCACCGCGAUUGGAUCCCCGCCGCCCAUCAUCUUUUGGGUGCGAGAUAUGCUGCCUAUCGAUACGUCGAAUCCACGAUACACGGUCCUGGAUUCCGGUGCCUUGCAGAUUACCGAAUCCGAUGUAACCGAUCAGGGAAAGUACGAAUGCGUCGCUAAUAACACCGUAGGCACGGAGUACUCCAAGUCGAUCACAUUAUACGUCAAACAACGUCGCGUUUCACCGACUUUCUCGAUUCCUCCACCGCCGCUGAGCGAAGUAAUGCUUGGCGCAUCAUUGAAUCUCACGUGCGUCGCCGUGGGGGCGCCAAUGCCCUUCGUCAAGUGGAGGAAGGACCCCGCAACCGAUCUGACGCCAGACGACAACUUACCGGUUGGCAAAAACGUCCUGACGUUGACCGACAUUCAAGAGUCGGCAAAUUACACGUGCACGGCUGCCAGUGAUCUCGGCAUAAUCGAUGCCACCACCAUGGUGAAAGUUCAAUCUCUUCCCGGCCCGCCAGAGAAUGUUCAAGUGUCGGACAUCACGGCGACGUCGGUGAAGCUGAGCUGGUCGUACAAAGGACCGGAUGAGCUGCAGUACUACGUAAUUCAGCAUAAACCGAAGCACGUGAACCAGGCAUUCGCCGAGAUAUCCGGUAUCACGACGAUGUAUUACCAUGUUAGGAGUCUCAGCCCGUACACGGAGUACGAGCUCUAUGUGAUAGCCGUGAACAGCAUCGGGCGUGGUCCCCCAAGUGCCCCGGUGAUAGUCACCACUGGUGAAACAACGGAAUCGACGAAUGGAGGUGCCAAACCCGGUACAGCGCCGCGGAAAGUUCAGGUACGGCCACUGAGUUCCAGCACGAUGGUUAUACAGUGGGACGAACCGGAAACUCCGAAUGGUCAAGUGACGGGAUACAAAGUGUACUAUACGACGGACUCGAAUCAGCCGAUGGCGUCAUGGCAGUACCAAAUGGUGGACAACAGCCAGCUGACAACGAUCUCAGAGCUGACACCACACACGAUUUAUACCAUAAGAGUCCAGGCGCUCACAAGCGUCGGUCCCGGGCCGCUCAGUCUACCGGUGCAAAUUAAAACGCAGCAAGGGGUACCGAGUCAGCCCGAAAUGCUAACGGCGGUCCACAUCGGGGAGACCAAAGUAACGCUCCAAUGGAGCAAGCCCGCUCAUAGCGCCGAGAACAUUCUCAGCUAUGAGCUGUAUUGGAACGACACUUACGCGAAGGAGAAGCACCAUCGCAGAAUAGCGGUCACUGAAAACUACACUCUGACCAACUUAUAUCCGAACACCUUGUACUACGUGUGGCUGGCCGCGAGGAGCCAAAGGGGAGAGGGUGCCACGACGAUACCGUACCCGGUUCGCACCAAACAGUACGUCCCCGGGGCUCCGCCUCGCAAUGUAACCGGACAAGCGAUCAGCCCAACAUCCAUAUUGGUAAAGUGGGAACCGCCUGUCGCUGAACGCCCCAACGGGAGGAUCGCCUACUACAAGCUGCAAGUCGUCGAGAGCGGUCGCUCCGAUUCCGAGGCGAAGAUUAUCAAACUGAAUGACACGCGUUUCGUAUUGGACGAGCUCAAAAAGUGGACCGAGUAUCGGAUCUGGGUACUGGCCGGGACCAGAGUAGGUGACGGGCCCCCGAGUUAUCCUAUCUCGGUCAGAACUCACGAGGACGCUGAAAAAAUGCCGGGGGAUCCUCAAAACGUCACAGCCACUGCGAUCAACUCGACGGCAAUACGGGUCCAGUGGAACCCGCCGAAAGAGAAAGAUCAGAACGGCGUUAUACGUGGCUACCACAUACACGUGCAGGAAGUGAGAGAGGAGGGGAAAGACCUACUGAACGAACCGAUACGUCGAGAUGUACACGAGGACGGCGUGCUUGAGGUGAAUAUCACUGGAUUGCAACCCGACACGAGAUACUCGGUGCAGGUAGCGGCUCUAACGAGAAAAGGAGAUGGAGAUCGUUCGGUACCGGUUCAUAUUAAGACACCGGGCGGUGUGCCGAACAGACCGCAGGUCAAUGUGAAAGUCCUCAGUAGGGGUCCCGACGUUUUAGAACUCGAGUGGGCAACACCUACUCAAACUUACGGUAGCCUGCUGGGAUACCGUAUCCGCUAUGGUAUAAAGAACCAAACGCUAAAGGAGCAAUUCAUUGAUAACAUGAAUCAGCACACGUACAAGAUUACAGAUCUUGGUGAACAAGGCGUGGACUAUGAGUUCAGGGUGGCGGGCAAAAACAGCAUCGGUUACGGCCAGGAAACCGUACGAUACUGGUUCAGUCCGGAGGGCGAGCCAACCGGACCACCGACGAAUCUGUCGUAUUUCUUUCAAACUCCCGACACCGUGUGCGUCACCUGGGAUAAACCGCAACGACAGCACAGAAACGGACAGAUAAUCGGCUACGAUGUGCAAUUCAACAAGAAGAACGAUCACUCUACCACCAUCGACAGAAACACGACCAAGACCAGGGCGGUGUUUACCAAUCUCGAGGAGAACACAGAGUACGUGUUUCACGUACGAGCGCACACGUCACAGGGUAGCGGUCCAUAUUCCGAAAAGAUUACGAUAAUUACGGAAAAGGACAUCGGCAGGGCGCCAAUGUCCGUGAGAGCCGUGGCGACGUCGGACUCUAGCGUGGAAGUGUGGUGGGAACCGGUGCCUAAUCGAGGCAAGAUCGUCGGCUACCAGAUCUUCUAUACAACGACCGCCGUUGAGGACCUGGAUGAGUGGAAGCAGAAGAUCGUCGGUCUGACGGAAUCGGCAGAUCUAAUCAAUUUGGAGAAGUUCACGCAAUACGCUAUAACGGUGGCGGCACGUUACAAGACUGGCCUAGGGAGACUCAGCGAAAAGGUUACGGUGAAGGUAAAGCCGGAGGACGUGCCGUUGAACCUAAGAGCGCCAGACUCGUCCACGCACUCGAUGACGCUCUCUUGGACACCACCCAUUAGGUUGACUCCGAUGAAGUACAAAGUGUCGUUCGACGCUGUGAAGGAGUUUGUGGACUCGCAGGGUAUAACGCAGACGCAGAUUGUGCCGCGUCGUCAGAUUCUGCUGGAUCCUCAAGUAACGAGCACGACGAUAAAUGAGUUGCAGCCGUUCACGACUUACAGCGUCAACGUGAGCGCCGUACCGCGCGACUCUCAAUACAGACCACCGGCUAAAAUCACAGUUACUACGCAAAUGGCUGCGCCUAAGCCGAUGGUGAAGCCCGAUUUCUACGGCGUGGUGAACGGCGAGGAGAUCCAAGUGAUUCUGCCGCAAGCCUCCGAGGAGUACGGCCCGAUCUCGCAUUACUAUUUAAUCGUCGUGCCCGAAGAUAAGAGCACUACCGAUAAGCAACCGGACGAAUUGACCGAGGACAUGAUCACGGGAAAAGGUGCCAAGCAAGAGAGGGAAAACGCACCUUACAUCGCGGCCAAGUUUCCCCACAGGGAUAUUCCGUACACGUUCCACUUGGGAAGCGGAGAUAUCUACGAGGGAUACGAAAAUCGAAAACUCGUCAAGAACAAACGGUACAGGAUAUUCGUACGGGCCGUAGUCGACACUCCGCGAAAGCAUUUGUACACGUCGUCACCAUUUUCCGAGUACUUGUCUUUGGACAUGAGAGAAGUACCUCCCGGCGAGCCGCCGCGUCGACCAAACCCCAACACACCCCCGGAUGGAAACCCAGAGGUGUCCGUGAAAACUAGCGGUCAGGAACCGGGCAUGCUGUGGGUAGUUGGUCCUAUAAUAGCGGCACUAAUGGUCAGCGUCUGCUUCGUGCUCUUAUUCGUCAUUAAGAAACGGAGGCAACCUUGCAAAGCGCCGGAUCAAGCGGCUGUUACGCGGCCGCUCAUGGCAGCGGAUAUUAGCUCCAAUCACGCACCUUCCGAUCCAGUAGAGAUGCGACGAUUGAACUUCCAAACUCCUGGCAUGAUCUCGCAUCCGCCGAUACCUAUCAGCGAAUUGGGCAAUCACAUCGAACGCUUAAAAGCGAACGACAAUCUAAAGUUCAGUCAAGAAUACGAGUCGAUAGAACCGGGCCAACAAUUCACGUGGGACCACUCCAAUAUGGAAGUGAACGCGUCGAAGAAUCGUUACGCUAACGUGAUCGCGUACGACCAUUCGCGGGUCAUCCUUCAGACUGUCGACGGCAUGCCCGGUUCGGAUUACAUCAACGCGAAUUACUGCGAUGGCUACAGGAAGCAGAACGCCUACGUGGCUACGCAGGGACCGUUGCAGGAAACUUUCGGGGACUUUUGGCGCAUGUGCUGGGAAUUGCGUACCAGCACAAUCGUGAUGAUGACAAAGUUGGAGGAAAGAACGAGGAUAAAGUGCGAUCAGUACUGGCCUACUCGGGGUUCCGAGACAUACGGUCAAAUGACGGUGACUAUCAGCGACGUGCAAGAAUUGGCGACCUAUUGCAUCCGCACGUUCCAAGUUUGCCGGGUGGGCUAUUCCGAACGACGGGAGAUCAAGCAGCUGCAAUUCACCGCCUGGCCGGAUCACGGAGUGCCGGAGCACCCCGCACCAUUCUUGCAAUUCUUACGUAGAGUCAGGUCCCUCAACGUGCCCGACAGCGGACCGCUGGUGGUGCAUUGCAGCGCUGGUGUGGGAAGAACCGGCUGCUUCAUCGUGAUAGACUCGAUGCUUGAGAGAAUUAAACACGAGAAAAUGAUAGAUAUUUACGGACAUGUGACGUGUCUGCGCGCUCAGAGGAACUACAUGGUGCAAACGGAGGAUCAGUACAUCUUCAUACACGACGCCCUGCUCGAGGCGGUGAUCUGCGGCAAUACCGAAGUACCGGCGAGGAAUCUACACUCUCACAUUCAGAAGCUCAUGCAACCGGAGAUCGACAACAUAACCGGAAUGGAGCUGGAGUUUAAGAAGCUCUCCAACAUCAAGGCCGAUUCGACCAGAUUCAUAUCCGCGAAUCUACCAUGCAACAAGCAUAAGAAUCGAUUGGUACAUAUUUUGCCUUACGAGUGCACCAGAGUGUGCCUGCAGCCGCAGCGUAACAUCGAGGGAUCCGACUACAUAAACGCCAGCCUGAUCGACGGCUACCGCUAUCGAGGAGCUUACAUAGCGACGCAGGGUCCUUUGUGCGACACCACGGACGACUUCUGGCGUAUGCUGUGGGAGCACAACUCCACGAUCGUCGUGAUGCUGACGAAACUGAAGGAGAUGGGCAGGGAGAAGUGCCAUCAGUACUGGCCGUCCGACCGAUCCAUCCGUUACCAGUGCUUUGUCGUUGACCCGAUCGCGGAGUACAACAUGCCACAGUACAUAUUGCGCGAAUUCAAAGUGACGGACGCGCGCGACGGCGCGAGCCGCACGGUUCGGCAAUUCCAGUUCAUCGAUUGGCCAGAACAGGGUGUCCCCAAAUCGGGUGACGGUUUCAUCGACUUUAUCGGCCAAGUGCACAAGACGAAGGAACAAUUCGGCCAAGACGGGCCGAUCACCGUGCACUGCAGCGCAGGUGUCGGCAGGACGGGUGUCUUUAUCACACUUAGCAUCGUAUUGGAACGAAUGCAGUACGAGGGUGUCGUCGACAUUUUCCAGACCGUGAGAAUAUUGCGCACGCAACGCCCGGCUAUGGUACAGACCGAGGAUCAAUAUCAGUUCUGCUAUCGGUCUAGUUUGGAGUAUUUAGGCUCUUUCGAUCAUUACGCCAACUGACAAGUCGACUCUCGCGAGCAGAGGGAUCUGUCGAGGGAUAAACGGCAGCGGGGCGAGAGAGAUAUCGAGAGAGCAAAAGUACGACGUGUCUAGUACAAUAAAGUCGUGUGACAUACCUUCCAAGGACAAAUACAGUAGAAACGCGAUUACUAGUGUCAUGAAAACAGGCAGUUAAACAUAGAGGCGAAACGAUUUAGUCAAUGAUGUUGCAGUAAAUUGCAAGAUUCCAUGCUGGAAAUUUUCACUCUUUACGACACGGCAGCGUGAGUCGCGUGCCGAGAGAAGAUGAUCUAAAUCUUCUCUGUAGAGGUUAGAUUUCGAAAGUUCCCUCGCAGUGCAGCGAGUCAAAACUGCCGCCGCCGCUUAGAAAUACGUACAAUGCGCGCGUGGUUGUACGAACGAUCGCAUCGUACGUACCUACGUUCCUCGUACGUAGACACACAUACGAUGUUCUUUUCUGUUUACACGAGCCUCGCUCGUCAAAACGAAGCGGACCCUUCAUUUCUAGAUGUUCUCUCUCACGUUCGAGAAACUCUCACUGUCGAGUACGACGAUGUAAUCAAAAUUGUGGGACGGAUCAUCCACAUGUAGGACUCACAUUUUGCGAUUUAGUGAAUUGGAACAUAUCCCAUAUCGUCGAAUCGUUCAUUCGUAAAAGAAACAAAAAAACAAGGAAGACACACUUUUUAAUCUCUAGAUAAUCUAAUUUUAAGAUAGACUGAAAAAUAUUACGACCAUAUCUCUCCCGCUCGAAAUAGCUCGAAUAGCGCGUUACGUAUUUUUUCGUGCAUGGGGUACCUCUUACAAACUGAGACAGCGAAGAUCAAACCUUUCCUGUUUAUUGAAGAUAAGAGUGCUUCCUUCAGUAGCGAUUGCGUAGAGGAACGAAAGUGUAUUGAUGUCUGAAGUCUAUGUAUGUGAGAGGAAGACAGGGUACCGAAAUGCACGAUUGACUGCGUGUAUGCGUGUGAAGCGCACAUCGUGCGCUUACAGCGAGAAUUCGUUGUGCAUGGCACGUUUCACAAGCACUGAUUAAGGAAAGAAAACAGAUUGAGAAAUCAAUCCAGUGACUUUCCUUAGCUACUGAUAAAGAAGAAGCAAGAGAAAAAGAUAAACAGGCAGAGAGAAGGAAAGAGAGAGAUGAAAAUUUCCGCUCACAAGAAACAAGAAAAUUGCCAUACUGCCAAAUUGACAAUUAUUAAUGCUGUACUCAUUAUGAACAGUAGGGAUCUUCUCAUUACCUAUUAUAAUGUUAGAUAGAUCUUAUAAGAAAAUUGUUUUAAGAUUAGAGAUUAAGCGAUGCCACUAGGGAAAUGAAAUGAUGAUGAAAAUGACUCGAGUGAAAGAAGGAUGAAAGGAAACGGUGCCUAUAUUCAAUGAAAGGUGCGCACGUGAAUUUGUGCACACUUCUAGGAAGAAAAAACAAGAGAAAAUUAAUUUAAAUAGGAGCACUGUAUGUUGAAUUCGUGUACUGUUCUUCCGAGCCCUCGACGCCCUCAUGUACAAAGUUCCAACGUAGCUUCUACCUCGAGUACGCUAUAUCUUUCGAAUUCUGUGUAUCGAGAUAGACAGUUCGCCGCAAGUUCGAUUUUCUCCGCAUCAUCAUUUUGCGUCAUCACUUGGCUCAUCGAAUGUUUCACAUCGAUAUUUAUACCGAAAAAUAUUUACGCUUACGUUGGUUCACCGACACCUGUGUGUAGCGUACGCUUUUACGAUUUCAAAUACGAGCCAAAUCAAUGCCAAAGCGCUCAUUUCAAGGAUAACGCUACGCGCGUGAUACAGCUAUUAUUGUGAGAGGCGAUCGAUUCAAGUAUUUUUACAAUGUCAUGUACUUGUAAUAUAAUUUUUUUAGAAUCGCCAAGAAGUAAUUCUUCUCGCAAUGUAAAAUACUCGGUUUACAACGGCAAUGAGUUUGGACACACUUAUAUCGUUUGAUUUAAAGUAGCAAACUUUUUCAAACCGCGAGGACAAUAAUCGUGCGUUCGUCUACAUCUUCUAUAUUGCUCGAAAACCGGACCGUACGUACGUUUGGUAUGACAAUUCGUCUCGUCGCUAAUGUUGCAAAAAAUAAAUAUCCCAACUUUAGAUUACGUAAGAUAUUUGUGCGAUAACGAACGCGACGUCGCCUCGAAAGUGAUAGCGCUCGAAAAGUUUAUCAAAAAGGAAUUUAUCUUACUUGUUCACUUGGUUGCAAUAAUUCCGCGAAAUGCAAAAUAUGGUUGAGACACGCCUGUGUAUCGUCGCAUUCCACAACAGCACUUCCAUGAUUUCGUACUUUUUUGUGUACCCCCUUUUUACGUUGAAUUCGAGUGGUUCGAGGGUCAGGAACUGUGACUAAAUGUACAUAAAAAGCACCGUCUGUCAUUAGCAACAUUAUAUAAAUAUAUACAUAUAUAAAUAUAUAUAUAUAUAUAUAUAUAUAUAUAUAUAAAAUGAUGAAUAAUAUAUACAUAGAUAUAUAAAUAUCGUAAAAAAAAAGAUGCGAGUGCGCAUAAGAAUGUGCAAAUAUUAUGCAAAACACAUACACACACACACACACACACACACACACACACACACACACACACGUUUCCAGAGAGUAUCGUGUUAAGUUUUAAGUGAGAAACGCGUUGCGUAAUCUACUCGUAAUACUUAAACUCCCCUUCAACACCUUUUACUUACGAUUUUACACCUUUUUGAUAUUAUUUUUUUAAUUGUGUGCUUUUUUUAAAUGAUGUUUUGUAGCGUAAUCGUUUUCUUUCGAUAGGGACGUACUUCUACGCAACGCCUUCGUGCAAAAUAUUGCUUUCUGGACUGAAUACAUAAUUCCGGGAGAGUCGUUUAUUCGCUUUAUUGUCGAGGUACUUCUUGUUUUGUCGUCAAACUGAGGGCCAUCAUGUAUAGCAUUUACUACUAUCUAUAUUUUCUCGUGCUUGUGUGAGAGUACUUAAUUUAUUCUAUUACUGUCAAAAUGGCAUAAUUAUACCAGUGAUAUACACGUUAAAUUUCCCACUGCCCAAUAAAUCGUUCGUAAAUAUGGCAUUUAUAACUAAUUUCUAAUUUAAUGAUAAUUAUUAUAUCGCUACUAUGCUUGUAACAAUAAUGAUAAUGUUAGUCGAUAAACGUGAUUCUACAAUUUUUGUUUUAUGUCUAGAAUUUUAAUGUACGAUAUCUUAAUUUUGCACUAACGUUUUUAAGUUACCACGCUAAGUGUUUCUGGAACACAGUCGGCAGCGAGAUGCGACUCAUUACGAUUCAAUAAUGUUUGGCCUUCAGUGUAACCACAUGCAUCUGUUUACUUUAAUGUGCAGCGUUUUACUUUUUUAAGAGAAAGUGUAUAUUUAUACAAUAUUUUCUUUCCACGGAAUUAUUUCUUUUCUCGUCGAUUUGAUUUAUGUAUUUGUUACUUUAGUACAAUUUAUGUUCAAUGUAACAAGCGUUCUCAAAUCGAUUAGGUCGCGAUCACUUUAGUGAAGAGGGAUUCUUCCAUGGCGUCUCUUUCUUUCUUUGAGUACACAUAAUUUAAAAGACUGUAAUUGGUAUUCAAAGAUUCUUAAAGCAGGCUCACACAUUCCUCGAAAAAAAUAUCGCUAAUGAGACGUUACACGCAGCGUAUGACUGGAUAAUGUUUGUUAGCUCUCUUACGAUAUACGACUGAAAGCGCUAAACACGAAACUCAAAACAAUGCGUUAAAGACAUUUAGGAUAAGAAUGAGUGAUAUUUUCAAGAUUAUAUGUUGUACACAUCGGGAAGCUUCAUCUGUAAAUAAUACUGACUUGUUUCCAUUGAGAUGUUUUCGUCCGAUUCUUCGAUGCACAUUAUGCGUAAUUCAUCAAUUGAUUCAUAGUUUUACGAUAUACAGCUAAACCAUUUUGACUGCUGUUUUUCGGCGAAAUAGUUCCUCUCGCCAUAUGGAAAUAUUUCUCGAUAAGGAGACCAUUAGCUUUUCUCGAUUGUAAAAGUCGGAAACGCCCUGUACACAUUAUGAUUUAUAUUAUAACAUUCUUACACGAAAGAGAGAAAUUAAAGACUUUGCUAAAAAGUAAUUUUUCGAAUCGUCAUUAUAGACACUCAUCUGUAAGGUUUUCUCAUUAACGUUCAUCCCCCAGCGAUAUAGCAAUGUGUAAAGAAACAAUUAAGUUGUAAUAGCGCGAAACUCGACCUUCAUGGAAAAAUUGCUCGACUUUGAGAUUUCGAUGUAAUUACUACGAACCUAUGUAUUUUGCCAACUUUCUUGAUGGCUUCACGUUUCAAGUUCCAGGCUAAAAUACGUUACGCGCGAGAAACGAAAUUAUAAAUUAUUGUAUAAAUAUACUACUAGUUAUAAGUUGGUAUCGUUAAUCUAUACUCACUAAAAUUUAUCACUACAAGGAAGUCCACGAUAUUCGUACAUUUAUAUUAAUAACAUACUAAUAAUUGUAAUGUUACUAAGUUUUUUGUAUCAUUCCAGAACUUUCGUAUACGUUGUACUUUGGUAGCGUGUCCCUCGUUAGUCUUUAUAAUUUUUUAUGACGUGAGAUGUAUAGAGCAAUAUGUGGUUUGUUGUAUUCUUCUUCUUGAAAAAAAAAAAAAAAAACGUACACAACUCGCGUCUUCGGAGCGGUUUUGAUAAUGUAAUGAAAUACAAUCGGCUACACGUUAGCUCCGUGCAAUAUAGCGAGUUCAUUACUGUGUAUAAGAUCGCCUCAAAUUCAUCUGCGGAUGAAUCAGCAGAGUGGCCCCGCGGUCGCGUGCGCUCGCACGAAUCCGAAGAAGAAUAUGAAUUUAAAAGCAAAGAAUAAGUCAAAUACUAAAUAUCGUUGAAAGAAUGGGAAAUUAUUUUGUGAUACUUUCUUGCCAGAAAGAAUACAACAGGCUGAGGUAAACAUGAAUAAAAAUGCAAUGUUACUAAUUAACAACUAUACAAAAUAAAUAUUGUGUAAUAGGAAGAGUCUGUUGACAAGGAAAAAAUACCGUGUACAUUAUGUAUUGCCUUGCGGCAUCAAUAAACUAGUACUAACGUAACAGGA
Molecule: messenger RNA, 12992 nt
Organism: Odontomachus brunneus
Lineage: Eukaryota; Metazoa; Arthropoda; Insecta; Hymenoptera; Formicidae
Gene: Lar
Product: tyrosine-protein phosphatase Lar
Exons: 35
Coding region: 1873-8004 (2043 amino acids)
Biological process (GO): protein dephosphorylation
Molecular function (GO): protein binding; protein tyrosine phosphatase activity
Source: RefSeq, a predicted model, not a curated record